Molecule: messenger RNA, 1194 nt
Organism: Ectocarpus sp. CCAP 1310/34
Lineage: Eukaryota; Phaeophyceae; Ectocarpales; Ectocarpaceae
Source: the annotation of a GenBank genome assembly
AUGGUUAGCCUCAAGAAUCGCCCUUGCCUGUUCCCUGGGUGUGACAUCAGACCCCACUACGGGUUUUCAAUGGGGCGCGCCGUGUAUUGCGUCAGCCACAAGAAGGAUGGGAUGGUGCAUCUACUGAAAGAGGCCAAGAACCUGGAGAAAGGAUCACUCGAAAGAAAACGUCGUGUGUGCGGCGAAGUCGAGAGGAAUUUGGCAAAGGGGGACUCUGGGCACAAUGGCGAGGAGCAGGCCGGAUCGGCGGAAGCCAGCCUGCAGCAGCAGAAGACGAAGAAGGCGCCGAAAAGGGGAGGGACAAAGCGCCCUUCCGGUAGUCAUGGAAAACCCACGAACAAGAAGAGGAGCAAGAACACAGCAGCGUCUCCAUCGCAUCGGCGUACCGCGGGACAGUCGGCAUUGGCCCCUUCCGACGAUAUGCGGCUCCUGCGAAAUGCCAGACAGUCCGCGCACGAAGAAGCAAGUGGGUCCGGUCGUAGAGCGCGCGUCCCGUCCCGCAAGGUCCUAGAGGCUGCAGGGAAGAUGGCCGACGAGACCGCGCAGUGGAUGACCAAAGAGAAGAAGGAGGAGCAGGCCAGGAUCAACAAAAAGUUCCGGGCGCAGAGGAAGGCGGCGGUGGCAGCGGGGCCGAAAAUCGGGGAAGUCAUCGAAGCCACCGCAUCUCCUUCACCCCGUGUUGAGAGCGAGGAGGAUGGCCUCGGAAGCGGCGCAACUUCGAUUCGUGGUGGAAGAUCGCCGGUGUCGAACGUCUCCUGGCGCAAGCUCACUCCGACGGAAAUCCUUCUGGCAGCCGGUAAGAAACCCUUCGUGGAAGGCGCUGCAUCCGAAGUCCGUGGCAGCGAUGCCGCCAUGGCCGAAAUGAUGGAUGAACACGUUGUGGGUAAGCAGCCGGAACAGACACCAGUCGCUUCAGAAGACGGAGAUCGGUCGGAGAGGAAGCCAGCAGAAACGACGGCCUCCGACGCUGAGAUGAGCGCACAGGCUACCUCUAACGCAUUCACCGAGAGCAGUCUCGAACACCACAAGAAGAACCAGGUCGAACAUAGCAGUGCCCCCAGCGAGAGCGACAAGGGAAGAUACCGGGUGCAGCAGGCCGGGCGACAAGCGAGCGCUGUCAAGGCCAUAUGCGAGCUCAACAGCUGCUCGAGGACGGCCAAGUUUGGUGUCCACGGCAUCGUGCGCUACUGGUGA